AAGGUUUAUAAAGAUAUGUCUUUUUCCCUCCCUGUCUUCACUACAGGCUUAUUAUAAAUUCCAGAAGAGAUUCCGCCCUGCAUCACAGGAAAAAAUAUGGUUCGAGUUGUAAAAUGGGUCGUCUGUGCCCUUUUUGUGGCAAUUUGUAACUCCGAGGAAACGGGGGAAAGAUCAAAAAGAGGUGCGGGUUUCUACAGCAGGCCCAGCGCCAUCUCGUCCAACGUAGAUGCUAUGAUCCUCAAGUAUGACGUCUACUUCGAGAACUUUGGCUUCGGUAUCGGCGGGAAGCUGCCUGGUCUUUUCGGCGGAGAGAAUGGUGAUGGUGCUUACUUGUGCUCGGGCGGUUCAAACCCCUCCAGUUGCUUCUCUCUCAGAAUGAUGUGGCGUAAGGACGGAGAUGGUGAGCUCUAUGCUUACAUCCCUUCCAAUCAGGAAAGCGGAUUCAAACAUCGCGAUGACGUCAUUACAGAUAGCACUUACGGGCAGUCUUUGGGCAGAGGAAAAUUUCGAUUUAUGAAUAACAAAUGGCACUCGAUCUCGGAGGAGGUUCACCUCAACACCGUGGGAAAAACCGACGGCUGGGUCCAAAUCUGUGUCAAGGCCGAGGGUCAUUCCCAGCAGUGCUACAAAGCCAACAACUUGCGCAUGCGCAAUACCAACAGCCAUCACCUCAGAGGCAUGUUCUUCUCCACCUUCUUCGGAGGCAGUUCCCACGAUUACGCGGCGCCCAACGACUGUUACACUUACUUCAAGAACUUCCAGAUCUCAACUCCUGCCCACGCUGUUGUUGGUUAGAUUUAAUUGGGAUUAAGAGAACGUUAAAAAAAACCGAGGCUCUUAAUGGUUCACCAUGGCAAAUGGUGGUAAGUUAAAUAAAAUAGUCUUAAUUAAUUGUUCUCUAAGGAAAAAUAGUGAAAUAAAAUGGUUUCGACAUAA
Molecule: messenger RNA, 936 nt
Organism: Aplysia californica (California sea hare)
Lineage: Eukaryota; Metazoa; Mollusca; Gastropoda; Aplysiida; Aplysiidae
Source: RefSeq, a predicted model, not a curated record